This is a messenger RNA of Lobosporangium transversale, 4766 nucleotides long. RefSeq names its product fungal-specific transcription factor domain-domain-containing protein. NCBI's taxonomy places the organism in Eukaryota, Fungi, Mortierellomycota, Mortierellomycetes, Mortierellales, Mortierellaceae. Gene Ontology annotation, biological process: DNA-templated transcription; regulation of DNA-templated transcription. The coding region runs from base 75 to 4712 and encodes 1545 amino acids. Gene Ontology annotation, molecular function: DNA binding; zinc ion binding; DNA-binding transcription factor activity, RNA polymerase II-specific. The record is from RefSeq and is a predicted model, not a curated record. The transcript is spliced from 6 exons.
CUGGAGACAAACAGUUCAUUCUGAUCAUUGGGGUUGUUUACAACAACAAUAAUAUUUCCAUACCACCUUCAACAAUGGCUGUGCCGCCACAGACUUCAUUUCAUUUUCAACACAUCCCUCAUCCAGGCACAUCUGGAUCGUAUCAAGAUCCUACUAUGAAUGUUACUUCUACUGCAUCCGAUCCCAGCGUCCUCAACAAUAAUAGUGGAUCUAAAAAGCAAAAAACAACGCCACCUUGUGAUCGGUGUCGUCAACGUCGAAUUAAGUGCGAUCGAUUAGAACCGACUUGCUCCUCUUGCAUAAAAUAUAAAGCUACAUGUGUAAGGACUGCAUUCCCUGCAGGUGUACCUCUCUCCACAGUGUCGGUUGAUGCCAUUGGAGGCCCUGGUCUCCGAGGCUUGGCCUCAGGUAAGAGGGACCGUCAUCUGACAGAGACCGAAAUCCUAGACUCAUGUCUACGCAAUGUCCAAUCUCUGCAAAUGAACCGACUUCGCCGUAUUGAACAGUUCUUUGAUAUCGCUGGCAUCGAUGAAACCAGGCUGGACGAAGUGCGCUGGCUUGUGGAGCAGAUUAAAGUACAGCAAGAGAACUCUAUAGGCCUUACUGAAGUCGGUUAUCGUCCAGAAGAGAUCGCAGAAAAGCUUGGGCCUCGUGCAUCUGUAACCUGGGUACGACAGCUGAUGCCACUUCUGCAGGCCACAAGGCAAGUCCGACAGAUCCCAACAACCGCCCAUGCGUAUCCAAAAACACUCACAGCAACCGCUACUGGGGCAAACGCUGCGUUGCAGGCGACGCUGUCAGAGACUGGGAGUUUUAUAUGCCCUGCGCCAAAAGCCACGCCAUUUCCGACGCGCGUCCCACUAUCUGUUUUAAACAAAACUAUGUUUGAGCUCUCCAUAUAUGAUUGUACAGAGUACCUUGGUCCAGUGGCCGGUACAAAGGCAACAUCAUGGGCAGAAGAAAUGCGUUUUCCUAUCCCUUGGCUGAUUCCCGAGCCGCAAGUCCCAGAGGCUCUUUUGACUUUACCCCCAACUGAGCAAAUGUUGGACCUUAUUGAGUGGAUGAUUCAAAGCCCACUCUACACUUAUUUUCCCAUUCUCACUAAAGCCACCAUCUUAAAUGCCCUCGCCUCCGCUCUUCCCGAGGCUGAAGACACACAUUUGGCUGCUGAUAGCUCUCAGGCAUAUGCUGAUCUUGGUGGGAAUGAUGGUUCGCUACCUCAUAGGAUCACGGGCCGUGUGAGUGCUGUUUUCUUGCUGAACGCCAUUAUGGCGCUAGGCGCAGCAUAUCGCUCGAACGCUAUCAAAGAAAACACCCCACACAGGCUUCUCAGGGAUCCAAAGUCUGGGAAGUUAGAUUUCUAUAAUUUUCAGUUGUUCUUUGAUACGUGUCGUGCAUUGACUACCUACGUCUUGGACCAGCCACGAGUAUCGACUUUACAGGGGUUGUUACUCCUCAUGAAAUGUCCGGCUAUUCCUGGCAUUCAAAACUUGUAUCGAGAGCAGGCAUGUGCCAUGGCACUCGCGCUUGGCCUUCAUCGGGAUCCUGAACCUUGGAUAUUAUGUCGUUCUGUCAUCCAACUGCGCCGUAACAUUUUUUGGGUCUGUUAUGUGGUAGACGCUUCUUAUAGUCUUAAUUCAAGUUCGCCAGAGAGAUUCCCUGAGGAUUAUAUUACGAUCGGCCUUCCGACGCUUCCUUCCAUCGAAUCAGGCGACGACGUUGGAGAAAUCGAUGCUGAAAACGAAACACAACGUAUUGGCUUUUUGAUUGAGCAAGCUAAGCUCUGGAAAAUCGUCAAGAAGAUCCGUCGUUGUGGUCAAGCAUCCAAAAACUCCUCAGAGAGCUACUGUGAAGGCUCAAACUUGUAUCGUAGCUCAAGCGCAAAUAUUUCACCUGUAACAAACAUUAUGUCGCCUCAUCAAGGCCACUCGGCCAAUGGAACUUUUGGACAGCCACCUUACUCGCAGAUCAGAGCAAGUAAGGCUCCAGGUCCGUCGUCUUCGCAACCGGCUUGGGUUUGGCGAGCAGAUUCAGCACGAAGAAUCUUGGAUGUUGAGCUUGCUCAAUGGCAAAUGGAGCUUCCUCAGCACCUGCGAUUCGAUCAUGCCUUGACACGUCAGGACGACCCUUGCCCCUUCAAGGUGCGCGUGAAUGGCCUUGGAGCAAUGCUGCAGAUCAUAUUUAAUGAGGUGUUGAUUCUCCUUCACCAUCCCUUCUUGGUUCUGGCCGACUCACAAAGCCAAUCCAAGCGCGACUACGCCAUACAGACGUCUGGAAAAAACAUAAAGGUCCGAUCGAGCACAAGUUCUUCUCGAAGUCCUCGAUCUCGAAGCUCGAGUACGCCAUUAAGGUCCUCGUUCUCAACCAAUCUAUCUAGCGUUACACCCCAAGCUGAUGAUGGCUUCAAUGCGGCCACGCGUUCAUUGCCGCCAUUCCUUAAUACCUGUACUAAGGCAGCUGAAGCAAUUACGUUCCUGAUCGAACAUCUCCUUCGGACAACGCCGGAAUGGCUAGUAUGCCACAACGAGGUCGAGUCUGCGCUUCAUUUUGCAGAGAGAGUACACACUUUAAACGUGACUAUGGCAAUCAAUAGUAGUAGGCCUAGCUUGAUAGCUCACGUUAGCGGACAACAGGCAAAAGCUCAGCUGAGGAAAACCAGAGGAUUUAGAAAGGCAGUCAAGGAAUUAGACCAAUUUACCAUGUCUGGUGGUUGUAGGCUUGAUCUCUUGAGCAAGGAGCAAAUCGCGUCUGGGCUUCCUCGUGAGAGGCUCAUGCGCAGCAUCAAGCAAAUGAUGGCUCAUAAGCGUGGCUCAUAUUAUUAUCGCCUUCCCAGAAGUCCUCCAGAGGCAGAUUUAGUUUUGAGCAGUGGUCAGCAGGAGGCAGAAGGGCGUGCGGGUAGUACCACAGGGCAGGACCAUCUGGAGAUGAGACUCGCGUACCAUGACCAGAGGAUCUGGAUUCGAUAUUACAAUAUUCGUAUCAAGGAUGGCGUUGAGUCCAGAAAUGGAACGGAGAGUUGGCUUGAAAUCCUCAAUCCGUUUGUCCCAUUACCAGAAUUAGAUAUUGAUACAGGGGACGAUGAAGACAGUAUAAGAAAUGCAGGCUCCGAUGAUAUGUCCAUGCCUAUUUAUGAAAAUGGGAAUCCUCAGUCCAAUAACACUGGCAAGCAAACCUCACAGAAGCGUUCAAAUGAAGAAGCAAACUGGUCAAGUGAGAGCUACGACGAAUCCAUGGACCCCCCACAAAUAUCCUCAACUGCAUUGAUGGAGAUUUUCAGUAACCCAAACCCUUCUGGGUUGGCCAACUAUUCUGCUCUGCUUGGUGAGUCAAAUCAACCCAGCGCUCAUGGCUCCAGCAGCGGUGACCUUGGGAUUGAGCUUGGCACAGAGUUUGAUAUGCUUAUUCGCCAUCGAGGCUCCUAUAGUCAGGACACACCUCUCGAUAACUUCGACAAGGUCGAGCCAUCACUACACUUGAAUAGCCCUGUGAAUGGCCCAUCGGAUUUGCUGCAGUCAGGCCACUCUGUGCAUGGCUUCAAUACUUCACCCAUGAGCCCAACUGCGCACCAUCAACCUCAACACCAUCAACCUCAGCACCAUCAACCUCAGCACCAUCAGCAUCCAAACCAACGGCAGUUUGGCUUUCCACCAGACAAUAGCUUCUCUCAGUCACCCUUCCAGCAGCAACAACAACAACCGCCUCUUGCUCAUCUGCAUUCUUUGCAACAGGAUCAACGCAGCGCGUAUCCUGGAUUUAACUUUCAUGCAACCAGUGUCGCUACUACCAGAGCUACGCCACCCACCACAGAAGCUACCUUGAGUAUAGAUUUAGUACCCACUUCGAAUCCAAUGCGCCUGCAGCCUGUAUUGGCUCUCGAUGGAGGAAAUUAUUUAAGUAUUCUCCAACAGCACUUCCCACACGAACAAGUUCCCAGCCAGCCCCACGGAUCUACUUCUAUGCAAUCUUUCCAGCAACAGCAGUCCUUGGACCCGUCUCUCGAUGUUGUGCAUCAAGGAGUUCGACCGUUUUAUGGUGUCCCCGUGGGAGGCUUCAUGGCACCGUCGCUGGAUAUUCUUCCAGAAAUUAACAGGACCGUCCCUAACGACCAACGCCUGUCACAGCCUAAUCCACGGGCAGACUUUCCUCUUUCGUCCCCUUCUUCAUCCUCUGGUCAGAAGUCACAGCAGCCUUCUGUGUCCCCGGUUCUCUGGCCAUUAGGUGCACAGGCCAUCACAAGGCCUGCUGCGGCAGCGUCGUACUCGACCAAGCCUGAACCAUUAUCACCACCAUCCAUCAGUUCAUCCAUACCAACAUCUCCUUUGCCUCAAUCGCCGUUGAAGAUGGUACUUUCACCGACUACGGACGCUCUUUCCCAUAGAUUGAACUCUUGGGAUGGCCUUGGAGGCUCCAAAACUGACACACCGCUAGAAUACCCGAGUACUAGCCCUUCAUCAUCAAGCUUUCAACAAAAUACUCCUGCAAGCAUGAACCACUAUUCUGGUAGUUGGUCUUCAACAUCAUCGACAUCUGACCUGAUUACAGCAACCCCUACAAACAAUGAUAGCCUCUUUUCGGUCACUAGCGGUGUGAUGGAUGGGGUUGAAACGAGCUCUAUUUCAUUGAACCGUCAUCCUGUUUCUGCUGUUCCAAAAGACUUGUACUAUGAUAUCACACCUGUAUCCCAGUCCGAAGAUCGAAUUCUUCUGCUGUAAAAAUACAGAUUUUUUGUUUUAUUUUGUUUUAUUUUGUAAUAAAUAUUUGUACUU